This is a messenger RNA of Suillus fuscotomentosus, 507 nucleotides long. RefSeq lists its product as uncharacterized. The transcript has 2 exons. Lineage: Eukaryota; Fungi; Basidiomycota; Agaricomycetes; Boletales; Suillaceae. The record is from RefSeq and is a predicted model, not a curated record. The annotation marks the transcript as partial.
UGGGCACGGCUUUGGUUACCAAAUGGGCAGACUGCACGUUCGUCUUGGAGAGAAAAACUCAAACUCCUUGAGAAGACACGUAUGUCACGCAAUAUCAAGGCACUGUACUACACACAACUGGCUGUCAAUGUCACAGGACAGAAUGCAGAUGACUCGGAGGAGGAUGUGGAUGACAAUGACAAUGAAUGGCACUUCAAGAAUGUUGCAGUUGUGCAGAUGUACUCCGUCCCCAACAAAGACCUUCUCAAGCUCUCAUCACAGACCCUCGUAUCCUGCACACUCCUUGAUGAUAUUCUGGCAAUUGAUGUCAAGGAUAUUGUUAGUGUUAUUGCCAUGGUUCCACAUAUGCCAACACUACCAUCUGGAGUUAUGGAGAGUCAGUUUUUUAUGAUGGAGCGACCAUGCUUAGAAAUUUCGAACCUGGGAGUACCAUAUUCUGGUUUUGAUAUUGGAGGUGGCAAUGAGCCAGAGGAUGAUGACAAUGAUGAUGGUGCUGAUCUUGAGUAG